AUGCCAUAUCAUGAGUACUACCACUUUGUUACCACCAUCCCCAGACUAUCCAACUUGAACUAUUCCCAGUUCGUAGAGUCAGUCAAUCGCGCCAUGAACGCCAGCCAGGCACCUCAGUCAUCUUGCUUUGGUUCUGAUGGGUUAACUAACGAGGGGUUCCGCAGGAUCAACGGACCCAUUUCUUCGACCCAUGCCGACGUUCGUGAUGCUACUGAGAGACUGCACCUGGACCUCUAUGCAGACUCUCCUCGUGAAUACCCUCGCGACUCUUUCGAGUUGCUAACCGAGUUACCUCCUCCCUCUGUUCGGCAGGGUAUUCACUUGAUCCUUGGCGCCACCCUGAUCGCCAAACCCGACAAACUAUUCCAACCCUUUGGCACCACUACCACUCUCCAACCCAACAAGGAGCCACAAUACGUCAUUGAAAAGGCUUUCCAGAAGCAGCAGGGUAUCUUCCAAAACGCCAAGGUUGCUGGCAAGAAGUCCGUCAAGAACAACCGCUGGUACAAGGAGGUUGGUCUCGGCUUCAAGACUCCCAAGGAGGCCAUCGAGGGUCACUACAUUGAUAAGAAGUGCCCCUUCACCGGCGAUGUUUCCAUCCGUGGCCGCAUCCUCACCGGUGAGAUCAUCUCCACCAAGAUGAAGCGCACCAUCAUCAUCCGUCGCGAGUACCUUCACUUCAUCUCCAAGUACAACCGUUAUGAGAAGCGCCACAAGAACUUGGCCGCUCACUUGUCGCCUGCCUUCAUUGCUGUCCAGCAGGGUGACACCGUCACCGUUGGUCAGUGCCGCCCCCUCUCCAAGACUGUCCGCUUCAACGUCCUCAAGGUCCAGAAGAAGGUCGUCAAGGGUGCCAAGAACUUUGCCAAGUUCUAA
This is a messenger RNA of Linnemannia hyalina, 876 nucleotides long. The record is from the annotation of a GenBank genome assembly. Lineage: Eukaryota; Fungi; Mortierellomycota; Mortierellomycetes; Mortierellales; Mortierellaceae.